This is a messenger RNA of Falco peregrinus (peregrine falcon), 3287 nucleotides long. Its product is annotated as 24-hydroxycholesterol 7-alpha-hydroxylase. Gene Ontology annotation, molecular function: oxidoreductase activity, acting on paired donors, with incorporation or reduction of molecular oxygen; iron ion binding; steroid hydroxylase activity. Gene Ontology annotation, biological process: cholesterol homeostasis; bile acid biosynthetic process. The transcript is spliced from 12 exons. NCBI's taxonomy places the organism in Eukaryota, Metazoa, Chordata, Aves, Falconiformes, Falconidae. The record is from RefSeq and is a predicted model, not a curated record. Bases 192 to 1592 code for a protein of 466 amino acids.
UGCCUUUCCCAAAACAAGGGCUUGUCCCCUGGGCUGCUUGGUGCUUUGACAUCUUGUCUCCAUGGCAGUGCUCAGCUGGCAAGAGUGACAAAAGAGGCCGUGUUCAUUGACUCGGGCGCCCUGGCCAGCGCAGCCAUGCUGGGUGAUGCAGCAGGCAGAGCAGCUGCUGCGGCCGGCAGUGAAGAGGCAAAAUGGCUCUGGCUGUCCUCUUGGCAGCAGUCCUGGGACUUCUUAUUGUCAAGGCUGUUUUGUUUCAGCUGAGAAACCCGGACUCCCCUCCUUGCAUCAGGAGCUGGAUCCCUUGGUUUGGAGCUGCAUUUCAGUUUGGGAAAGCUCCUCUGGAGUUUAUAGAGCAAGCUAGAAGCAAGCAUGGCCCUGUAUUCACAAUAUUUGCUCUGGGAAAACGGUUUACUUUUGUGACUGAGGAAGAAGGCACUGAAGCAUUUUUUAAAUCAAAAGACUUAAAUUUUGAACAGGCAGUACAACAAGCUGUCGAGAACACAGUUUCUGUCCCGGCAGAAGCAUUUUAUCAGAACCACAGUAAUCUCUACAGCAUGAUGAAAGGAAAAAUGGGUCCCUCCAAUCUGCACAUGUUCAUGGGCACUUUGUGUAAGGAACUACAUGAGCACAUGGCACGUCUGGGCACAGGGGGCACAGGCGACCUCAAUGACCUGGUAAGGCACGUCAUGUAUCCAGCAGUGGUGAACACUUUGUUUGGAAAAGGCAUCUGCCCAACAAGUCAGAGUGAAAUCAAGGAGUUUGAAGAACAUUUUCAGAAGUACGAUGAGGACUUUGAAUACGCUUCUCAGAUGCCUGAGUGCUUCCUGAGGAACUGGUCUAAAUCCAAAAAAUGGCUUCUAAAUUUAUUUGAGAAAGUAGUGUCAGAUGCUGAAAGGACCAACCCUUCAGAGACCACAUCCAAGACACUACUGCAUCAUCUCCUGGAUAACUUGCAAGGAAAACAUCUAGCUCCCAAUUACGGUCUCCUAAUGCUCUGGGCUUCCCAAGCAAAUGCUGUCCCUAUUGCAUUUUGGACCCUUGUUUUCAUACUCUCUUGUCCUUCCAUUUACAAGAAAAUCAUGGAAGACCUGGCUUCUGUUUUUGGCAAAGCAGGUAAAGAUCAGCUAGAAGUCUCUGAAGAGGACCUUAAGAAGCUGCCUUUUAUUAAAUGGUGCACUUUGGAAGCCAUACGGCUGAGGUCUCCAGGUGCAAUCACCAAGAAAGUAGUAAACCCAAUAAGAAUUCAGAAUUUCACCAUCCCUGCAGGUGACAUGCUGAUGUUGUCACCGUAUUGGUUGCACAGAAAUCCAAAAUAUUUUCCUGACCCAGAAAUGUUCAAACCUGAUCGUUGGAAAGAGGCAAAUUUAGAGAAGAAUGCUUUCUUGGACAGCUUUGUGGCAUUUGGAGGAGGGAAGCAUCAGUGUCCAGGAAGGUGGUUUGCUAUCAUGGAAAUCCAGUUGUUCGUUGUGCUAUUCCUAUACAAAUAUGAAUUUGUGCUUUUGGAUGCAGUACCAAAGGAGAGCCCUUUACAUUUGGUGGGGACACAGCAACCCAUGGCACCGUUCUGGGUCCAGUACAAAUGCCGGGAAUAAAAGUUGCCUGGCACUAACCUUCCUUUGCCAGCCACCCCUGGAUGGAUGGACCACUGAGCUGCUUCCCUAUCCUACAUCUUCAGAUAGGUUCUCUGCCUUAACAGUGUUUAAUUUUGACUGUAAAUGCUAUAUACAUCCCUGCAUUGUGGUAUGCCAUACCAGUGUAGCUGUACCUGUGCUUCUCACCUGUUUGCCUACCUCCUGCUUUAAAAAUCAAGCUCUCCUGCUGCAGUCAUAAUUUGUGGGCCAAUUAUUCGCAGACUUUGCAAAUCUGAUAUACUAAACUUACCAACCAGACAUUCAGGACAAAAAGCUGCGAUGUUUGGAAAUCCUGCAUGGAGGUCAAGCUAGAACCAAUGGAAAAGCAGGUCCCUUGGGCCAGGUCACUGCUUCCUGUGGGUCUCCUCGAACCAAGGCCAAAGUGGUGCCUCAUGCUAAGAAAUCAGAUUGGUAGCUCCAUAUGGCUCCCCGGUGCUGGUGUGCACAAAUCACGGGACAGUGCUGAGCACAGACCUCCGGAUCAGAUCCACAGCCAUGAUAAACUAGCGUGACUUACAUAUCACUGCCUGUGAAGGUAGAUGAACAUCUGGCCUGCUCUGCCUACAAUCAGUGCCAACUUUUUGCAAAUAAAAUGCAUUUGUAAUGGAAAAAUUGCAAGUAUGGGAAACACUGGGCUCUUGUUCUGUUGGAGCACCUAAAACUUCUACUGAGCUUUACUUGACUUCUACUGAGCUUUACUUGCUCCAGAGGAUUCAGAAUCAGUCCUUGCAUGAAUAUGCAAUGAAAGUUUGAUCGUGAUGUUUGGCUUCUAAUGAAGUGACUGCAAGAAAAGCUACUGCUAUUCAUUAGAUGGGUUGUCUAAUAUCUGGAACAUUUUUGCUUUCCCUUUAACAUGACUUACUUAUAGAACAAAGAACAAAUUGCACAAAUUAAAAAUAUUUAAUCCUAUAAGGAACACCUAGUAAAAGUUGUUCGAAGAAGCUGUCAGGUAAGUUCAGAUACCAACAUUUUAACUGCUGCCAGAUCUUAUAUAUGAUAAUAGCUGGCAUGUAUUUUUAGUCUUUUAAGUAAAGAUUAUUCAUCAUUUUAGAAGUAUUUGCAAAAAAACCUCCACAAAUGGACUUUCAACAACUGUAAAACCUAUGGGAAUGAUAUCCAGAGGAAAAUAACACAUUGUAUAUUUCAUUACAUGGUUGGAUUACCUCAGUCAGGGAUACAUCAAUGUAACAAACUUUAAUGAUUUAUAUGGCUGGAAAAUUAUUUGUUCAGCUUCCAAUUCAGCUUAUAAUUGUUAACUCUGCAAGAGUGGCACUCUUAACUGCUGUUCCAGUAUCUCUUCCAUAACUGAAAACUAUUCUCUUGGUUUUCACAUGAUUAUUAGCCAAAAGUGUAUAUUUUAAUUUUAAAAUUUGGUAAUGUCCACAAUAUUUGUUCAGGUAUCCUGUAGUCUUGCAAAGAUAAUUUUUUUUCAACUUGCAUUUUUCAUUUUUCUGUUUAAUUGAUUUUGGGGGGGGGGGGGGGGGUGUUUUGGUUGUGAUUUUUUUUUCCCUCAAGAAAGGUAACUCAAAAAAGCAAAAUUCUGUAAUGAGAAACUUGGCUUUGAAGUAAGAUGUCCAUAAAGGAAAGUAUAACCUGAAGGUCAGCAUCAAUUUGGUUGGAAUCAAUAAAAGGCAUGUGAAGCCACCUGUGAAGACA